AUGGCCGAGUACGAGGACCGUUUCGAGCGCGAGCGCGAGCGUGACCGCCUGUCGUUUGGCGGCAUGCCUGCACCGUAUCGUGGCAAGCCCGUCGAGCAGCCGGCGCGCAAAUGGCUUCGACAGUUCGAGCUCUACUGCUUGGACCGCAAGUACGACGACGACAGCAAGAAGGCGCUCGUCUUCAAGCUGCUGAUGGAGGACGACGCCGAGACGUGGUUCGAUGGGCUCGACGACAGUACACAAGCAUCCUUCAGGGCCAUCGAGAAAGAGUUCCUCGCCAAGUACGGCGACGAGGCCAUCGAUGGUUACAGCUUUGGCGCCUUCCUCCGCUUCCAGACCAAGGCGAGCGAACUCAGCAAGUACGACGUUAUCAAGGACAAGAAGAGCUACGAUAAGCUCCUCGAUGAGAUCGCCGCUGCCGAUCGCCGCGUGAGCAAUAAGCACGUCGUCCAGGGCUUCCGUGCCGAGCACCUCAUCCACGGCCUGCCUCGCGCUGUCCGUCAGACCGUGGCGCUUCCGGGCACCACAACCAACGUAGCCGACGUCGUCGCGGCGAUGCGCAAGGUCAAUCACCCGCAGCUCGUGGAGGCCAUCGACGAGGAGCGCAAGAUCAACCGCAUUGGUGAACUCGAGCGCAUCGAAGAGUCCUGGGAUUAUCUCAAGCGCCCGGCCGACAAGUACGCGGAGGUCGAGGUCGACGUCGACCAGAUGCGCCACUUCUGGCAGCAGUCUGCGCCGGUCCUCGUUCCUGCUCAGCGUCGCAUCGGUGACGGCUCGUACAACCCGUCCAACGGCCCUGCUCCUUACAACGGCGCUGGUCCCAGUUACCGACCGAGCCCGCCCCGUCAACGUCCGGCUCCGUACCCACCGAGCCCGACUCCCUCCCCGACGCGCCCGCUGGCUUCACUGUCCGCUCGUGAGCGUCUCGCUGUGCUGCUGCGCAACGGCCAGUCAACGCACCCAGACACGCCCGACGGCCAUCGCAUAUACGAGCAGAAGAAGGCGGCCUACCAGCAACGCCAUCCUCGCACCGUAUCGCGCCCUACGACGGAAGACGAGUAUCCCCUGGCCCCUGGCACCGAGCCUGCUGACAGGACCGAAUGCCACCGCUGCGGUCAUCGAGGCCACCAGCAGGCGUCGUGCACCGGUACGCCGCUUACGCAGGCGGAGAUCUCCUUCCGCAACGACCUUGGCCGCGACAUCAACUACGCGCGACGAGCCCUUGGUCUGCCUCUGUCGUCGGGAAACUGA
Molecule: messenger RNA, 1251 nt
Organism: Pseudozyma flocculosa PF-1
Lineage: Eukaryota; Fungi; Basidiomycota; Ustilaginomycetes; Ustilaginales; Ustilaginaceae
Exons: 1
Coding region: 1-1251 (416 amino acids)
Molecular function (GO): zinc ion binding; nucleic acid binding
Source: RefSeq, a predicted model, not a curated record